This is a messenger RNA of Oryza brachyantha (malo sina), 1156 nucleotides long. RefSeq lists its product as uncharacterized. Lineage: Eukaryota; Viridiplantae; Streptophyta; Magnoliopsida; Poales; Poaceae. The coding region runs from base 75 to 836 and encodes 253 amino acids. Gene Ontology annotation, molecular function: RNA binding. The record is from RefSeq and is a predicted model, not a curated record. Gene Ontology annotation, cellular component: chloroplast. The transcript is spliced from 2 exons.
UUUGCCGCUGUCCCCUGCUUAUCCCCCUCCUCUCUCCUCGGCUUCGCCGUCUCCUCGGCAUUCCGUCGAACACCAUGGCGGCCGCGGCGGCGGCGGCGGCAACCCUCCUCCGCCUCCCUCUCGCCCGCCUCUCCUCCCACCUCCACUCCCUCCCUACCCAUCCCACCCCACCCCCUCGGCUCCGCAUCUACACCUCCGGCCGCCUCCUCUCCUCCCUCCUGGCUCCCAGCCUCGGCCCCACCGUCGUGGCCGUGGCCGAGGCGGUGGCUGCGUCGGAUGGAGAGGGGGUUGAAGAACAGGAGGAGGAGGUGCAGCAGGAGGGGACGGCGGAGGUGGAGGCGCGCCCCUCCUUCGUGCUCCCGCGGCUGCCGCGGCCGAAGCUGAGCGUGAAGGAGCGGAAGGAGCUGGCGUCGUACGCGCACGGACUCGGCAAGAGGCUCAAGUCGCAGCAGGUCGGCAAGGGCGGCGUCACGCCCUCCGUCGUCUCCGCCUUCAACGACAACCUCGAGUCCAACGAGCUCCUCAAGCUAAAAAUUCAUGGGAACUGCCCUGGAGAGCUACCUGACGUGAUACUACAACUUGAGGAGUCAACUGGAUCCAUUGCUGUUGACCAAAUCGGUCGAUCUGUUAUUCUAUAUCGUCCUAGCACCAGCAAGAUGAAAAAGAGAGAAGAAAGUGUCAGGAAUAGUACAAGAUUUGUAAGAUCAAAAGAAUCAUCAGAAGAAUAUCCUAGAAGCAGCACAAGUAAGGGAUUUGUAAAAUCUGGAGGAACCUUUAGGCCACAACAGAAGAGAAGACCAUUAGCAACCAAGGGAUCGUCGUAUGGGCAAGGAUAGAUGCCUCGUUAAAUCAUAUCUUUUUUUCUUCUGUUGCCUCGAGUUACAGAAGGAAGCAUGUAAACUUUAGACCAUCUAAUUUGAUUAUAGAUAUCAUAUUAGUGCUUACUUUGUUUUAUCAGACCAUGGUCCGACCAUAUACUGUACUUUUAGAGUAAUGCUCAUUUUAAGGUCCACUUGGAACCUGAAUACCUGAGAUAACCUGACUGAUGCACAACUGAUCUGCCCUAUUCCAGUAGGUUUGGUAAAACAUAUCCAACCUGACUGAUGUAAACACAUCCAACCUAGUUCAUACAGGUGGUCCUUCAAACCCCAACAAG